AUGUCAAAUUCACCUCCCCGGACAACCGCGCAUAUUUCGCUGGCAGUGUCCGCUUCCUCACCCACAUUCAGCAUCUCCGGAGCCAAUGAUGCCACGAACCCAUUCCAGCUAAUCGUGACCGCUCGCAUCGUCUCAUUCGGCGUUCUACAAUCAGCCAUCACUCUGCAGGCAGAUCGCACGCCUCUCGAUCAUGGCUCCGGGUUUGCUAAUGCGCUCUUCCGCGGCGGUUUGAACUACUGGGUGGACGUCACCAACAAGACACGUGUCAUAUCUUUGAAGCCGUCUGUGCGUGUCAACUAUGGCAGCUCGAGUGAAAAUGAUCAGAGAAAGAUUGGCUUCUUACAAUUCGUCACCGUGCCAGCAUCCGAGGACUUGGUCGUCAGCCACGAGAUUACCGCAGAACGCAUGUUCCGGGCCCACAACCAUCAUGCUUCUUCGAGCUUGGGACCCAAAGAUGUCAAGCCAGGAGAUCGAUUCCGGCUCCGCAUGACCAAUCUAGACUGUGUCGGAUGGUGGCAUCCAGGGGGUUUGGAUGGCGAAUUGAAAGACAAAAAGUUUGUAGGUUCAUUCGAGGAACCGAAUGACGACGGACGGUACGAGCACUUUGAUGACAUUGAAGGGCAGAAGCCGGAUACAAAAACACUAAAACGGCAUGGCUGGAUUUUCUCUGAGGAGCUGGAUCAGUUGAAGGUCACGGCCGAGGAGGGAAAGGAGAGCGUGGUCAUUGAUUUCGUCGCAUAG
Molecule: messenger RNA, 741 nt
Organism: Endocarpon pusillum Z07020
Lineage: Eukaryota; Fungi; Ascomycota; Eurotiomycetes; Verrucariales; Verrucariaceae
Exons: 2
Coding region: 1-741 (246 amino acids)
Source: RefSeq, a predicted model, not a curated record